ACGCUUCCUCUUGUUUUUUUUUUUUUUUGAAAGAAAAACCUAUUUUUGUCUCCAACAGCCAAAACAUUAUUUCAGCUCCAUAUAUGCUCUAUUUAUUUGAUUGUAUUUUCUCUCUCAUGUAUAAAGUGUCAUAUCUCUCUCUCUCUGACAAUCUUCAAAUCUCACCAAAUAAACCCCUAAAAAUUGUAUCCAAAAGUAGGGUUUCUCUGAAAACUCCAUUUUGAUAUUUGAUUGUUUUAUGUUGGUGUUGUAGUGGAGUCACAAUCAGGACGAUGUUUGGUUGGUUAUUCAAUAUUAUUUUUAGUUUAAGCUAUCUUCGUUUUCAUUUGGCUGAAUGGCAUCCUUUGGAAUAAUCCCAAAUCCGAUCAUCUCUUCUGUUCCCUUUUCUGUCUUCUUUUUCUAGCCUUUUGAUUCUUUAUUUUCCUGGCUCUGAAUUUUAGGGUUUUUCUAUUGAGAAUGAUACAUAAGAGCUAUUCGUUUGCUCGAGCAAUGGGUUGUUGUAGCUGUUUUGGCUUCCUUAGGAAGCCCAAGCGAAGACCCGUGCCCAUUUCUAGCGGCGGGAGAAAUUAUCAUCACCACAAUAAUAAUAAUCAUCUCUCCCAGGAAUUAUUAUUAGAUAGUGAAAUUGAUGAUGAUGGUGGGGAGGAUGAUGGUUCUUUUAAUGGUGACAUUACGGGCACUAGUUAUUGUGAUUAUGCCGAGUUGCCGAAUCGUGCCAAACGCUCUGAAGAGAAUUUAAGACUUAGGGAACUGAAUGGAUUGGUUUGCAGGAAAUCUCCUGUCAAGGAAACCCAUCUACUCGUUCGCUCUGAGGAUGAAGAUGGUAAUAAGAUGAUCAAUGAAUAUGUUCGCCAGUAUAAGAUUGGUGCUGGUAGCUAUGGCAAAGUGGUUUUAUAUCAAAGCAGUAUAGAUGGAAAGCUUUGUGCAAUUAAGGCCUUUCAUAAGUCUCAUUUGUUGAAGCUGCGGGUUGCUCCUUCAGAGACUGCAAUGACUGAUGUUCUUCGUGAGGUUCAAAUCAUGAAAAUGUUGGACCAUCCUAAUAUUGUCAAUCUCAUUGAGGUGAUUGAUGACCCAAAUACAGAUCACUUCUACAUGGUUCUGGAAUAUGUGGAUGGAAAAUGGGUGUGGGAAGGAUCCGGUCCUCCUGGUGGAAUUGGUGAAGAUACUGCUAGAAAGUAUUUGCGGGAUAUUGUAUCUGGGCUGAUGUAUCUUCAUGCUCAUAAUAUAGUGCAUGGGGAUAUCAAACCUGACAAUUUGUUGGUUACUCGCUCCGGUACAGUGAAGAUAGGAGAUUUCAGUGUCAGCCAGGUAGUUGAGGAUGAUAACGAUGAACUUCGUAGAUCUCCUGGGACUCCUGUUUUCACAGCGCCUGAGUGCUGUCUUGGUCUAACUUACCAUGGCAAAGCUGCAGACACGUGGGCAGUGGGAGUGACUUUGUACUGUAUGAUACUCGGGCAAUACCCAUUUCUCGGAGAAACACUCCAGGAUACAUAUGACAAGAUUGUCAACAACCCCUUGGUGCUCCCUGAUGAAUUGAACUCGCAGCUGAAGGAAUUACUCGAGGGACUUCUUUGCAAAGACCCAGCUCAGAGGAUGACACUGGAUGCUGUCGCAAAUCAUACCUGGGUUAUUGGGGAUAAUGGGCCGAUUCCUCAGUUUUUGUGUUGGUGCAAGCGCAGUAGCAGGGAACCAUCUGAUGGGAACGACAAUGGUAUUCGCAACCACACCGAAUCAAAUGGUAGCGAGUUCGGCAAAAUUGUAUAAUGUAUAGUAGGAAUUCCAGUUUCUCCUUUGAUUUUGGUUUAUCAUUUGAACUCCCCGUAUGUGAUUGGCCGGAGUGCCAUAAUAUCUUGUGAAAAAAGGAUGUGAGCUGUGGUUGGGAUUUUGAAGAAAAAAAAAUCAGAAAAAUAAGAGACAAGAAAGAUGUAGGCUUUUGGGACAAGCUGUCAGGAUUAUAUGUAGUAAUAUCCUAACUUCCGACCCAAUAGCGGGAAUAUGAUUCUUGAGUUUAGUGUUUUCAACUGAAAGACAUUCGAUUUUUCCUUCAUGCAGUUUUAGUGAGUUUAGAUUAUAUUUA
Messenger RNA from Populus nigra (black poplar), 2077 nucleotides. Its product is annotated as serine/threonine-protein kinase GRIK2. The record is from RefSeq and is a predicted model, not a curated record. Lineage: Eukaryota; Viridiplantae; Streptophyta; Magnoliopsida; Malpighiales; Salicaceae. The transcript is spliced from 11 exons. Gene Ontology annotation, cellular component: cytoplasm. Gene Ontology annotation, molecular function: ATP binding; protein serine/threonine kinase activity. The coding region runs from base 457 to 1764 and encodes 435 amino acids. Gene Ontology annotation, biological process: protein phosphorylation; intracellular signal transduction.